UUCGGGUCGUCAUUUUCUGAGCAUUGCCAGCUUCGCCGGUUUGUUUGUCUUAAAGGACUGGAGGCCGAUGCAUGAGGGGCCCGCGGAGGCGUCGGAGCGGGGGUGAUGGUUUGGGAAGCGGAGCUGACGGGCGCUGGGCGUUGGUGAGGCGUGACAGGUGACCAUGACCGUGUUCAGGCAGGAAAACGUGGACGAUUACUACGACACCGGCGAGGAGCUUGGCAGCGGACAGUUCGCAGUCGUGAAGAAAUGCCGUGAGAAGAGCACUGGCCUGCAGUAUGCUGCCAAGUUCAUCAAGAAGAGGAGGACCAAGUCCAGCCGGCGGGGCGUGAGCCGUGAGGACAUCGAGCGUGAGGUCAGCAUCCUGAAGGAGAUCCAGCACCCCAAUGUCAUCACCCUGCACGAGGUGUACGAAAGCAAGACGGACGUCAUUCUCAUCUUGGAGCUCGUUGCAGGUGGCGAGCUGUUUGACUUCUUAGCUGAAAAGGAAUCUUUGACUGAAGAAGAAGCAACUGAAUUUCUGAAACAAAUUCUUAAUGGUGUUUACUACCUGCACUCCCUCCAGAUCGCCCACUUUGAUCUCAAGCCUGAGAACAUCAUGCUUUUGGAUAGAAAUGUCCCCAAACCUCGGAUCAAGAUCAUUGACUUUGGGUUGGCCCACAAAAUUGACUUCGGAAAUGAAUUUAAAAACAUAUUUGGGACACCAGAGUUUGUCGCUCCUGAGAUAGUCAACUACGAACCUCUUGGUCUUGAGGCGGAUAUGUGGAGUAUCGGUGUAAUAACCUACAUUCUCCUGAGUGGGGCCUCCCCGUUUCUUGGAGACACUAAGCAAGAAACGCUAGCAAACGUAUCCGCGGUCAACUAUGAAUUUGAGGAAGAAUACUUCAGUAAUACCAGUGCCCUCGCCAAAGAUUUCAUAAGAAGACUUCUGGUCAAGGACCCCAAGAAGAGAAUGACAAUUCAAGAUAGCUUGCAGCAUCCCUGGAUCAAGCCUAAAGAUACGCAACAAGCACUUAGUAGAAAAGCAUCAGCAGUAAACAUGGAGAAAUUCAAGAAGUUCGCAGCCCGCAAAAAAUGGAAACAAUCCGUUCGCUUGAUAUCACUGUGCCAAAGAUUAUCCAGGUCGUUCUUGUCCAGAAGUAACAUGAGUGUUGCCAGAAGCGAUGAUACUCUGGAUGAGGAAGACUCCUUUGUGAUGAAAGCCAUCAUCCAUGCCAUCAACGAUGACAAUGUCCCAGGCCUGCAGCACCUCCUGGGCUCAUUGUCGAACUAUGAUGUUAACCAGCCCAACAAGCACGGGACACCUCCGCUACUCAUUGCUGCUGGUUGUGGGAAUAUUCAAAUACUACAGUUGCUCAUUAAAAGAGGCUCAAGAAUCGAUGUCCAGGAUAAGGGUGGAUCCAAUGCCAUUUACUGGGCCUCUCGGCAUGGCCACGUUGACACCUUGAAAUUUCUUAAUGAGAAUAAAUGCCCUUUGGACGUUAAAGACAAGUCUGGAGAGACAGCCCUUCACGUGGCAGCUCGCUACGGCCAUGCUGACGUGGCUCAGUUGCUGUGCAGCUUCGGGUCUAAUCCCAACUUCCAGGACAAGGAAGAAGAAACUCCCCUACACUGUGCUGCCUGGCAUGGCUACUUCUCUGUGGCCAAAACCCUCUGUGAAGCCGGCUGCAGUGUUAACAUGAAGAACCGAGAAGGAGAGACGCCCCUCCUGACAGCCUCUGCCAGGGGCUACCACGACAUUGUGGAGUGUCUGGCUGAGCACGGAGCUGACCUUAAUGCCUCAGACAAGGAUGGACACAUCGCCCUUCAUUUGGCUGUAAGACGGUGUCAGAUGGAGGUUAUCAAGACUCUCCUCAGCCAAGGGUGUUUCAUCGAUUUCCAAGACCGGCAUGGCAAUACACCCCUCCAUGUAGCCUGCAAAGAUGGCAACGUGCCUAUCGUGGUGGCCCUCUGUGAAGCAAACUGCAAUCUGGACAUCUCCAACAAGUAUGGACGCACGCCUCUGCACCUUGCGGCCAACAACGGGAUCCUGGACGUGGUCCGGUACCUCUGUCUGAUGGGUGCCAGCGUGGAGGCGCUGACCGGGGAUGGAAAGACGGCAGAAGAUCUCGCCAAAGCGGAACAGCACGAGCACGUAGCAGGUCUCCUUGCUAGACUUCGAAAGGACACGCACCGAGGACUCUUCAUCCAGCAGCUGCGACCCACGCAGAACCUGCAGCCGAGAAUCAAGCUCAAGCUGUUCGGCCACUCGGGGUCCGGGAAGACCACCCUGGUGGAAUCUCUCAAGUGUGGGCUUCUGAGGAGCUUCUUCAGGAGACGCCGGCCUCGACUCCCAUCCACCAACUCCAGCCGGUUCCCACCCUCGCCCCUGGCUUCCAAGCCUGCAGUGUCCGUGAGCAUCAACAACCUGUACCCGGGCUGCGAGAACGUGAGCGUGAGGAGCCGCAGCAUGAUGUUCGAGCCCGGCCUCACCAAAGGGAUGCUGGAGGUGUUCGUGGCCCCGUCCCACCACUCGCACUGCUCGGCCGAUGACCAGUCCACCAAGGCCAUUGACAUCCAGAACGCCUAUUUGAAUGGAGUUGGCGAUUUCAGCGUGUGGGAGUUCUCUGGAAAUCCUGUGUACUUCUGCUGUUACGACUAUUUUGCCGCAAAUGAUCCCACGUCCAUCCAUGUUGUUGUUUUUAGUCUAGAAGAACCCUAUGAGAUCCAGCUGAACCAAGUGAUUUUCUGGCUCAGUUUUCUGAAGUCCCUUGUCCCGGUUGAAGAACCCAUAGCCUUUGGUGGCAAGCUGAAGAACCCACUCCGAGUUGUCCUGGUGGCUACCCACGCUGACAUCAUGAACGUUCCUCGACCAGCUGGAGGCGAGUUUGGCUAUGACAAAGACACAGCAUUACUGAAGGAGAUCAGGAACAGGUUUGGGAACGAUCUUCACAUUUCCAAUAAGCUGUUUGUGCUGGAUGCCGGGGCUUCUGGGUCCAAAGACAUCAAGGUCCUUCGAAAUCACCUGCAAGAAAUGCGAAGCCAGAUCGUUUCGGCUUGCCCUCCCAUGACUCAUCUGUGUGAGAAGAUCAUCUCCACACUGCCUUCCUGGAGGAAGCUCAACGGGCCCAACCAGCUGAUGUCGCUGCAGCAGUUCGUGUAUGACGUGCAGGACCAGCUGAACCCCCUGACCAGCGAGGAGGACCUCCGGCGUGUCGCUCAGCAGCUGCACAGCACAGGCGAGAUCAACAUCAUGCAGAGCGAAACGGUCCAGGACGUGCUGCUCCUGGACCCCCGCUGGCUCUGCACCAACGUCCUGGGGAAGCUGCUGUCGGUGGAGACGCCGCGGGCCCUGCACCACUACCGGGGCCGCUACACCGUGGAGGACAUCCAGCGCCUGGUCCCCGACAGCGACGUGGAGGAGCUGCUGCAGAUCCUGGACGCCAUGGACAUCUGCGCGCGGGACCUGAGCAGCGGCAGCAUGGUGGACGUGCCCGCCCUGAUCAAGACCGACAGCCUGCACCGCUCGUGGGCCGACGAGGAGGACGAGGCCAUGGUGUACGGCGGCGUGCGCGUGGUCCCCGCGGAGCACCUGACGCCCUUCCCGUGCGGCAUCUUCCACAAGGUGCAGGUGAACCUGUGCCGCUGGACCCACCAGCAGAGCGCCGCGGGCGACGCGGACAUCCGCCUGUGGGUGAACGGCUGCAAGCUGGCGCGCCGCGGGGCCGAGCUGCUGGUGCUGCUGGUCAACCACGGCCAGGGCAUCGAGGUGCAGGUGCGCGGGCUGGAGACCGACAAGAUCAGGUGCUGUCUCCUGCUGGACUCGGUGUGCAGCACCAUCGAGAACGUCAUGGCCACCACGCUGCCGGGGCUGCUGACCGUGAAGCACUACCUGAGCCCGCAGCAGCUGCGGGAGCGCCACGAGCCCGUCAUGAUCUACCAGCCGCGGGACUUCUUCCGGGCGCAGGCCCUGAAGGAGACCUCGCUGACCAACACCAUGGGCGGCUACAAGGAGAGUUUCAGCAGCAUCCUGUGCUUCGGGUGCCACGACGUCUACGCGCAGGCCAGCCUGGGCAUGGACAUCCACGCGUCGGACCUCAACCUGCUGACGCGGCGCAGGCUGAGCCGCCUGCUGGACCCGCCCGACCCCCUGGGGAAGGACUGGUGCCUCCUGGCCAUGAACCUGGGCCUCCCCGACCUGGUGGCCAAGCACAACAGCGGCCCCGGGGCGCCCGAGGACCUCCUGCCCAGCCCGGUGCACACCCUGCUGCGGGAGUGGACCUCCUACCCCGAGAGCACGGUGGGCGUCCUCAUGUCCAGGCUGAGGGAGCUGGGGCGCCGCGACGCCGCGGACUUCCUGCUGAAGGCGUCCUCCGUGUUCAAGAUCAGCCUGGAGGGCAACGGCCAGGAGGCCUACGCCUCCAGCUGCAACAGCGGCACCUCCUACAACUCCAUCAGCUCGGUGGUGUCGCGGUGAGGACGGGCCGGCGCGGGCGGGGUCGCCUCGGACUGCCGGCGUGAGGGGCGCAGCGCCCGUCCUCCUGUCGGGGGUGCCGGGCCCUCCCUGUGUCUCGGCGCUGCCUCGCUCCCUCGCCCCCCCUUCCCUUCCCUUGUCUGUGGAUGGUCUUCCCGGUGUCAGAGCCGAGCCCCCCCUCAUCGCGGCCACUCGGAAAGCGCGCGGACCGCCUCUCGGUGUUGGGGACUCCAUUUUUCGCCCUCCAGUCCCUUGCUUCUCACUGGUCAUUUUCCUGGAAUCCCUAGCUCUUCAACCAACUUUUUUUAUCUACUGUCUUGACGGUCCUUUCAUGAAAGAAAAGUGCACAUUGACCCAGAAUGUGUAGUUCUGAUACUCUUUCCUUUGUUACGCCACGUCCUCAGCCUCUCUCUUUUGUAUCUGUAGGAGAAACUCCCCUGUAUGGAAUCCCACUGUAUGAUUUAUAAACAGACAAUAUGUGAGUGCCUUUUGCAGAAGAGGGUGUGUUUGAAAUCGUGAGAACCAGCCAGGAGCUGUCACCCAGGAAACGCUACCUCUCUGUCCCUUGCUGUAUACUGAUCAUCGCCAGAGGUGCUUCACCCUGAGUUUUGUUUUUUGGGCUUUUCGUCUGUUUUUCUGACUAUUUCUGUGUUUUGUUUGGCAAGGAAAGGGGAGAAAGGAACCCUGCUCCCGGGUGAUUUCAUGGUCAGUGCUGUUACCAGGAGACAUUUUUCCGUUUGCUUUUGCUUUCACGGCUGUCUAUGGGAGCGUCCACAUGAAACCUACAAACUGCCACGCUGCAUCAUUCCCUCUCAUCUCAGGUAGAAGGUUGACACGGUUGUAGGGUUCCAGAGACCUGUGUAAGAAUCCAGAAGACCCCUGGCUCGUCUUUUGUGGCAUUCCGCUGUAAUUGGUGCAUAGCCGGUGGUUUCCACGUUUAGAUCUUGGUUUGAUGGCUUCCUGUACUUGAAGUCUAAAAACAGAAAACAGAGAAGACAAGUUUUCUUCCAUGAUUUUAAAUUGUGAUCCAGUUUUAAGUUGACAUGAGGGAACCAGUCCUAAUUCUUCUGUCCUGAGAAGCAUGUAAUGUUAAUGUUAUAUCAUAUGUAUAUAUAUAUAUGCACUAUGUAUAUACAUAUAUAUUAAUACUGGUAUUUUUACUUAAUCUAUAAGAUGUCGUAAAAAAAGUUAAGUUUGUUUUUUCUUUUUUUAUAAAUAAAUUGUUGCUUGUUGCAUU
Carlito syrichta (Philippine tarsier) is the source of this 5690-nucleotide messenger RNA. RefSeq names its product death associated protein kinase 1 (gene DAPK1). Gene Ontology annotation, molecular function: ATP binding; protein binding; protein serine/threonine kinase activity. NCBI's taxonomy places the organism in Eukaryota, Metazoa, Chordata, Mammalia, Primates, Tarsiidae. Gene Ontology annotation, cellular component: nucleus; cytoplasm. Bases 164 to 4456 code for a protein of 1430 amino acids. Gene Ontology annotation, biological process: positive regulation of apoptotic process; protein phosphorylation; intracellular signal transduction. The record is from RefSeq and is a predicted model, not a curated record. The transcript has 25 exons.